Molecule: messenger RNA, 378 nt
Organism: Lathyrus sativus (Indian pea)
Lineage: Eukaryota; Viridiplantae; Streptophyta; Magnoliopsida; Fabales; Fabaceae
Source: the annotation of a GenBank genome assembly
AUGAAGACAAAUUUGGGGAGGAAAUUGGUGAUUAAAAAAGAAUAUGAAGGUGAUGGUUGCAAGGAAGUGUCGGCGGCGGAUUUGAGAGAGAAGAGGGAGAAGAUUUGGGCGGCUAGGGUUUUGUGUUUAGGGGAAGAAGAAGAUGUUUUCGACGAUGGUGAAGGUGAAGCAAAGGGAAGGAAAACAGAAGGGUUUGGCGGUGGACCUGGGGGAGAAGAGGAAACGGUUUUGCGUUUUAGGGAAGAAGAAGAGGGUUGGGAAAACGGCACCGCCGACUUAGGGAAGAAGAGAGGAAGUGUUGUGCGGCUAGGGUUUCCCUUUGGAAGAAGAAGAGUCAGUGAUGGUUUCCCUGAAAAAACCCUCCAUCCUCCCAUUUAA